AUGAGUGAUGAAACAGCUACUGUCACUACAAUUGAGACAAUUAAAAGGAAACUUAAAAAGUACACUGCUUUAAAAGAACACGAAAAAGUUAAGGAAUAUCUUCGUAAGUUGUAUAAAAUAUCCAUUACUGCUGCCAUAAUUCAAGAAACAAAAAUCGAUAAACUCAUUCGUCAUUUUGCAUCAAAUAAAACAGCUAAAUACAAUGGUUUAGCAAAAUCGGUAUUAAAAAGAUGGUAUCAUAAAAAGCUAUUACCUAAAUCUACCAAAGUAAAACCUGCAAUAAAUGCAAAUUUAGCAAUUGUUGAAAAUAAUUCUACUGAUAAUAGAAGAAAUUCUGAUGAAAUAAAUGAAUCUCAAUCGUCUGACGACAAUAAAAAACGUAAAGUUCUUUCACUUGCUCAAUACCUUGAAAAUAAAAAACAUGUUUUAUCUCCAUCAUCAACGAUGAAUUCAACUCAAAACAAAUUAAGUAAUACGCAAAUUGAAAUUAUCAAUGCACAAUUUAAAGCUACUACCGAAAAGUUGACUGCAAGUGCACCCGAUCUUACUAAGAUUUUCGAUAAAAAUCUAAUAGAAACAGAUGAAAUAGAUAACAGUCGAAUAGAUUUUACUGUUAGAAGACCUGCCAUUCAACAAGAAAAAACGAAAUUUCAUGAUUUAUGGACUGAAGAUGACGACGAUGAUGACGAUCUUAACAUGCAAUUACAAAGUAAUCCAGCCAAUACAGUAAAUAGUAGUAGUGUUCAAACUCAAAAGGUACGAUAA
Molecule: messenger RNA, 765 nt
Organism: Rotaria socialis
Lineage: Eukaryota; Metazoa; Rotifera; Eurotatoria; Philodinida; Philodinidae
Source: the annotation of a GenBank genome assembly